Pichia membranifaciens NRRL Y-2026 is the source of this 1063-nucleotide messenger RNA. RefSeq lists its product as hypothetical. The transcript has a single exon. The record is from RefSeq and is a predicted model, not a curated record. NCBI's taxonomy places the organism in Eukaryota, Fungi, Ascomycota, Pichiomycetes, Pichiales, Pichiaceae. The coding region runs from base 247 to 975 and encodes 242 amino acids.
UUUGUGUUUCUGUGCUUUUCAAAGGACUCUGUGUUUUGAAUACAACGCUGCGGUGUCCAAAUGUCUUAGUCUGUGUGCGGGUGCUGUUCACCGUGUAUCGGUUUUCUUUCUAUAUAUAGACGCAACGGGAACUUGAGGAAACUGUUCGAAAUCGAAAGCAACCGGACCGAAGUAAUGCUUGUUGGAGAGGCCAGAGAGGGCUGGAGCGCUGUGUGAUGAAUGGUGAGGUGUAGCGAGCUGGCGGCUAUGGCAGAAGACCGUGCUGAAGAAGUGGGACGCCUGUUCGUGCAAGGGAGGAGCAGAGGAAUCGCAGGAAGAGAAGUGCAAACACACAGGCGUGGCGGACAGCACAGGAGAAACGCACUCAGAACAGCCCGGCGGAACCUCGGCACAGCACCAACGAGAGAAAACAGGCUGCUCGUCGAGCAACGGAGCACAGAUACCACAGAACACACACAACAAACACGUCCACCCACUCUUUCUGCGCUCUGCCACGAGGUUUCAACGCUUCUGCAGAUCUGCGCUGCGUCCAUCCCUACACCCACCGCAUUGUUGCGCGUAGUUUUUCCGUCUCCGUGCCCGUCUGCCCCUCGCGUGCGCCGUCUUCUGUCGCCUCGGACGCCUCCUGUCGACGUCAGCAGCCCCGUUGCCCACGUCAGAACACCGGAGCACCCAAAAACAGCACACGCCUCGAUGGGGCGCAGAGAUCUUGUCCACAACAACAACAAUAACAACAACAACAACAAUCGCGUACAGAAUGCGUCUUCCGCCGAGAACCCACCGAGGGCGUUAACGUACAAAAAGCGCGUCGUGCAUAGCGCCUUCUUUUUUGCUUCUUUUUUGCUUCUUUUUUCGAUUCUUUUCCAUCUAUUUCUGCACUGUUGGACUCGUUUCUUGUUUUCGCGGAGCGCGCUGGGCCGAUCGACGGAAUCGGGCUGUGCAGGGUAUUUUUGUUUGUGUGCCGGAUGGGGGUGAAGAAAAUGGAGUUGGAGACGGAGACGGAGACGGAGAUGACGGGUGGAGACGGUGGAAUGGGACGGAAGGGUGGGGCAGCAGAAGCCAG